Molecule: messenger RNA, 336 nt
Organism: Didymodactylos carnosus
Lineage: Eukaryota; Metazoa; Rotifera; Eurotatoria; Philodinida; Philodinidae
Source: the annotation of a GenBank genome assembly
AUGUCGAGUAAGCGUUUUUAUAAUUAUGAUGUCGAUAGUGGAUAUUCAACCAGAGCGAUCAUCGUUAUUGUUAUCGGCGUACUUCUUGGAAUAUCAGUAUUAAUUUCAUUUACAGUACUGAUUCUAUGUUUAAGAAAACGAAAUCAACGUCGUCUUACAUACCCUGGCUUUGUUCUACAGCAGCACCCAAACCUCAAUGGAGGAUAUUACAUAAAUUCGCCGCCAAUAAGUGUCAUCAAUCCCCAUUAUCCAUCACCACAAUCUCAACCGCCACCUUACACAACAUCUUUAUCGUCACCGGAUACGAAAUAUCCAACUUCACUCCCAGCACCAUAA